UGACUUUUAGUCUGAGUUUGUCUCUAAAGCUAAAGUAGUGUUACUCUUUUACGCACGCAUGAUCCGAUUCAGUUCCUGUUCCUGGAAAGCCGUUGUCAAGUUUGCGAAUGAAUGUGUUUUUUUGUGUGGGAGGGGCCUUUGCCAGUUUCAAAAUAAAGCAGGUUUAUGCUUUUGAGUGACUGAUUUGGCGGAUUGCUUGUCUUUUUGAGAAACAUGAAUGACCUGAAUGCUAUUGGAGAUCAGAAUCUUGGUCAACUGCCUGGACUGAUUUAUUUGAAGGUUCGAGAUCAUUUGGACAUAAGCCCCACAGUACAACAUGGAUGGAGAGCCUUUGUUGCUGUAUUGGAUGGGGACUUCACCAUCAGGAGUGACAUUGACGUUGCUGCCAUUGAGAGGGUGAAGAGUCACAAUAGUUGUGCUGCAAAACUCUUCAACAUGCUCGGAGCUCGAGGUAUGACCAUACGACAAUUUGUUCACUAUGCUUGUCUUGCCGAGGACAAUUUCAUCAUGGAUCUUUUUAAUCUGCAAGCUGCCAUCAAAAUCAUCGACCAUCCUCCUGAAGAAGUUCAUGUGAAAGAGUAUGACCCUCUCAGACUCACAGUGAAAGCCUCUGGACGUCCACAACCUAGAUAUCAGUGGUACAAAAACAACAACAGGAUGGAUGGUGAAACACAAAGCAUCCUCAGCUUUGAUGAGACACAUGGUUCAGAUGCAGGUGUCUACAUCUGUGUUGUUCACAGUGAAGAUAUGAAACAGUGUUUACGAUGUGAGCCGACGACUGUGAUUGUAGAUGUAGAAUCCUCGGAUCUUGAAGUUAAAGAAAACCCAAGUUCUUGUUUUGUGGUACAUAGUGGAAAUGCAUUGUUCAGAUGUGAAGUUUGGGGUGCUGAAAAUUUGACUUACCAGUGGUAUAAGGGUGAAACAGCACUAGUAGAUGGUCAAGAUGUUAAAGGCAGUCAAACUAGGGAGUUAAGAAUAUACAAUAUUAAGUCAGUGGACUGGCAAGGCUGGUACUAUUGUGAAGUGUCAAGCAGGAGUCAGACAGUGACAACCAGAGGUGCAUUACUACAGUUGGUGAGCAGGAUGAAGAAGCAUCACGAAACUACUGAAUACACAGCCACUGACAAGGUGGUUCUAUUGAUUGGCUGUAGUGACUACAGAGGAGACAAAUUACUGACUGCACCAAUCAAUGAUGUACAAGCUCUGGCCACCUCAUUCCAGGCUUUGAAUUUCAAGGUCGUGUCCUUACUCAAUUUAACCAAACUGGAAAUUAUCUCUGCUGUUCAUGAGUUUAAGGAGCUUGUAUCCGAGGGAGUCUACUGUGUCUUCUACUUCUGUGGUCAUGGCUUUGAAGGGUCAUCAGGCCUGCGCUACCUUGUCCCCUCAGAUGCUCCCUUAGGCUAUGACAACACCCACUGUAUAGCUGCAGAGCAAAUCUUCCAUGUGCUGCUGCAGAAGAAACCCGGGAACUGUUGCAUGAUUUUAGACACUUGUCGAAGGAUAAGACCAGAGUCCAAACCUGAACACAACCAUUUUUCUGCUGUUGAAACGGGAAAUGCCAUUGUGUGCUAUGCCACGUCUUACGGGCUGUGUGCUUAUGAAGAAAGGGAUCGUGGGAUACUGGUAUCUCACCUGAAAGAUAUCCUUGGAGAACCUAUCCCGAUUGAGCAUGUGUUCACAAGACUGAGAGAAUCACUAGGAAAAGACACUCAGGUCAACGUGGACAACCCCAGUAACCCUCACAAACAGAUUCCCGAUGUGAAGACCAACCUGUCAGAGCCCGGUCGAUCUUUUGCCGACAGCAUAGUCUACACCGGCUACACAUCUGAGUUCAACCGCAGGCAGUUAGCCUGGCAUGCUGCUCAUAAAAAACCUGAUGCAAGGGAACUGGAAUUCAGCUUUGCGGAUUUUACAGUGACAGUGCAACUGGAUUUCCAACCAGAGUUCUCCAACAUACUUAAAGUUUAUAUGUCUGUGACUGACCCUGGCCCAACGGAAGAGUGUAUUGCCUAUGUCAGCGGUGUACCCACGGAUGUAGGGGAGAAGAUGCAGAAUAAAAUCAUCUCUACAGGGCGUUCUUGCCAGUUGAAUAAAACUUAUGUUACCAUCACAAACAUACAGAGAUUGAAGUCGCCCAUGAACCUUGAGGUCACUGUGAAGUGCAAGAGAGCUUCGGACCAGUCUCAUCUGGAGAAGGCAGUGAGGACUGACCUUGGCUGGCCCCUGGUGUCGAGCCUUCAUCUGUGGCGAGAGAGACCCGACCUGUCUCUCAGACGGGAGGCGGUGGAACAGGAGGAAAGCAGCGCAGGCGAUGAGUCCAGGGACUUCUAUGGAUAAAAGACUGGCCAGGACGUCUUUCUGAAGUCUACAUCACUUAUGAAGAGCGCUACUUUGGCUGUGCCUGUCAGAGCUGAACCAGGCUGAGAGGGAUUCAGCAUCCCAGCAGCGAGACGGAGAUAAUCAACUUUAAAAAAAAAA
This is a messenger RNA of Aplysia californica (California sea hare), 2478 nucleotides long. Its product is annotated as mucosa-associated lymphoid tissue lymphoma translocation protein 1. The record is from RefSeq and is a predicted model, not a curated record. Bases 214 to 2337 code for a protein of 707 amino acids. Gene Ontology annotation, biological process: proteolysis. Lineage: Eukaryota; Metazoa; Mollusca; Gastropoda; Aplysiida; Aplysiidae. The transcript has 16 exons. Gene Ontology annotation, molecular function: cysteine-type endopeptidase activity.